GUGCUAAGGCCAGGGCCAUCUUUGGUCGUCCUCGCCGGUCGCUCUACAACUACAGUAAUAAAUCCAACCCUGUACCACAUUUACAGCAUUAAAUCACUGCUUUCACAGACACCUGGUUGCCUCGCACGAGUCUAGUUCGAAUUAAGGGCGUGACCUCUCUGUUUUCCUUUCGCACGAUUUUUUGGUCUUGCAGGUUAAAGAGGGAGGUUGCGCUAGGCUCCGUUGCAGUACAACAUGGAUGAGGAAUAUGAUGUGAUCGUACUGGGCACCGGGCUCACAGAAUGUAUUCUCUCUGGGAUCAUGUCAGUGAAUGGCAAGAAAGUUCUACACAUGGACAGGAACCCAUACUAUGGAGGAGAAAGCUCCUCCAUCACCCCUCUGGAGGAGCUUUAUAAGCGAUUUGAGCUUCCAGAUGGGCCUCCAGAGUCGAUGGGGCGGGGCAGAGACUGGAAUGUUGACCUCAUCCCUAAAUUUCUCAUGGCCAAUGGGCAGCUAGUCAAGAUGCUGUUAUAUACUGAGGUGACCAGAUAUCUGGACUUCAAAGUGGUGGAGGGAAGCUUUGUGUACAAAGGAGGAAAGAUCUAUAAAGUGCCCUCAACAGAGACUGAGGCACUGGCUUCAAAUCUAAUGGGAAUGUUUGAGAAGAGACGUUUCCGGAAGUUCCUAGUUUUUGUAGCCAACUUUGACGAGAACGACCCAAAGACCUUCGAGGGAGUUGACCCCAAACAGACAACAAUGGGAGAAGUGUACAAGAAAUUUGACUUGGGGCAGGAUGUGAUCGAUUUUACCGGACAUGCCUUGGCCCUCUACAGGACAGACGAUUACCUUGAGCAGCCAUGCCUGGAGACCAUCAAUCGGAUCAAGCUGUAUAGCGAAUCUCUGGCUCGCUAUGGGAAAAGCCCAUACCUGUACCCAUUAUACGGUCUGGGGGAACUUCCUCAGGGCUUCGCCAGGCUAAGUGCAAUUUAUGGAGGAACCUACAUGCUGAACAAACCGGUGGAUGAGAUAGUCGUAGAGGAUGGUCAUGUCAUUGGAGUGAAAUCAGAAGGAGAGAUUGCUCGAUGCAAGCAGCUUAUCUGUGACCCCAGCUACAUUCCAGACCGUGUGCGCAAAGCAGGCCAGGUGAUUCGGGUCAUCUGCAUCCUCAGCCAUCCCAUAAAAAACACUAAUGAUGCUAACUCCUGCCAGAUCAUCAUCCCCCAGAACCAGGUUAAUCGCAAGUCAGAUAUCUAUGUGUGCAUGAUUUCCUAUGCCCAUAAUGUUGCGGCACAAGGAAAGUACAUUGCCAUCGUAAGCACCACUGUGGAAACUGCGGAGCCUGAAGCUGAAAUUGAGCCUGCUCUGGAGCUCCUUGAGCCCAUCGACCAAAAGUUUGUGGCCAUCAGUGACAUGUAUGAACCAACAGAUGAUGGUUCAGAGAGCCAGAUAUUCGCAUCACGGUCUUACGACGCGACCACCCACUUCGAGACGACCUGUAAUGACAUCAAGGAUAUCUACAAGCGCAUGACGGGCAGCGACUUUGACUUCGAGAAUAUGAAGCGCAAACAGAACGACGUCUUCGGGGAGGAUGAGCAGUGAGCAAGGAGACUAAGAUGGAGGGUGAGCGAUGAGGACAGCAACAAGGGGAACAGACACCUAGUGUAUUGCUUUGCUUUAGAUAAAUGGAUUUGAUUUAAAAAGAUCAAAAGUUGAGUGCAAGUUACAGCAAACAAGCCUAGUCAUAGACAGCGUUCAGCUGUCCUUAACUUUCCUUUGUCUUGUCUUACCCCUUGUUUCCUCCUCUCUCUCAGUCCCUUUUUCCCAAGUAUGUACACUUUAGCACAGAGGCACAAUGCUCUUACGCUCACAUUCCCCAACUCAUCCUUAACAAAGCAGGCUGAUGUUAGACCUUUCGUGAACACGUCAUGCAUCGUUUUUGAGCUACUAUCCUGUCGAAGUGAAACAUAUCCAAGCCUUAUUUGUUUGGGAGUCAUUUUGGGUUUUUUUUGAGUGAUGCCUUUGGUGGCAGCUCAUGUCUUUACAUAAUCCACUAAUGAGAGACAAUGUAACAAUGUCUCAAGUAGAUAUAAACUGUGAAAUCACUACGAAACACCAAACCAAACUGUUUAUCCCACACAUGCUUAAUGUGACUUUCCACAUUUCAGUAAUAGCAUUGUUUAAUUUGAAGACACUAAAAUAAGUACUACAGACUGUUGGUAACAGAGCCACGGCAGCCUUCCCACACACUGGAAAGUGUCUUUGGCAAGUACAAAGCUUCACACCCAGGUCUGUGCAUAUGCAGAGUUGAUGACCAUCACAUCAUUUAAAAAGGGCAGAACAUUGAUUUAAAAUGUGGAGAAUCUCCUUGCAUGCACCUUUCAGACAACUUAAAGAUGGGUUCCACUGCAUUUCCAAACUCUGCUUUUAUUACACUAUAGCUGUUCACAAAUAUACUCUGCAUAUUACGUUUCUUCUGUUUGGCAGUGAAUAUGGUGAAUAUGAGGCCUGGAACGGCACAUGCAGUUGGAGUUAAAAGCCAUUAACACUUUUGGCUACAUUCACAUUACAAGCCUCAUUGCUCAGGUCUCGAUUUUUUGCCCAGAUCCAGAUUUUCUAACUCUGUAGUUCACAUUUGUGUAGAUCAAAUUUGUCAAUAAUGCAAACAGACCUGUGCCCUGAAACAUCCCGCAUGCACAUUCCUGAUGAGUAACAUGAUGUGAAUGAACCAUGAUGUGUAAUGAAGAAUAAACAAAAUGACCAUGAGAACAAGGUUUUGUCACGAAGAUCAUUUGCCCUGUUCUCAGCUGUUCAUUAUUAGAGCAAGAUAAGGGCAAAAAAUGGUCAGAUACAUUGCUUUUGCACCGUUUUCUGGCACAUACUUCAGAUUCCAUGUUUGUACUGAAUGAUGGUGCAUGGGCAGUGGAAAAAAGAAAUCAAUUCUGAUCUCAGUGUUCAUGGCCCCGAAUUAGAAAUUAGAAAGAGCUGAUUUGAAAAGAUCCGAUUCGAGUGUCCACACAGCUCUGAAAAAGUCAGAUUUGUGCCACUUUAGCCUGGUAAUGUGAACGUAACCUUUGUUGCCCGAGUAGAAGGAUGUAAAUGAUUUACCUGCAAUUGGUAUUUAUAGCUGCAGCAGUUUCUAUAGGAAUCAUGUCAAUGUGAAUGAAAAAAAAAAAAGCCUAUCGUGUCUUUUUGCGGUUUGACACUUAACGUAUCCUCUAGUUGUUCUGGCUUUAUAAACUAGGCUGGACCCUGGUCUAAAAACUUUGUUCUCUUUGUGUCAAUUUUGAUUGAAUUUGUGUGCUGGAGUGGCUCCUACCAUGGACUGUUACCUUGCAGUCGACAUGCUUGAGUCACUUUGUAAUAUUUUACACUUAAAAAAUCAGUGUGUAAAGAGUUAACACGUAACGUUGUUAGUACGAACUGAGACUAAUUCUUUCCUGUUCUUUUUUUAUCGUUUCAUUUUUAUUUCCAGACACUUUAUUCUUAAGGGUCUUAAGUGUGCUCUUUGUUGGUCGCUUUGUGAUUUUUUUGUUAACGUAGAUGGUUUUGUUGAUACCGGCCUCCCAGUGCCACCUGAAGCUGUGCAUUUUGAGCAUUUAACUACACUGUCAGCGUGGCUCACGCAUCGGUUGGAUGUCCUGUAUUGACUUCCCGUGUUCAACUUGCUGAGUCUAUGAUUGCGAUGGUAGUUUUCAUGUAGUUUCACAGGGAAAAAGGUAAAAAAUCAACAGCAAGUUGCUUGUGGUCUUUCAGACCCACUUACCAUGCUACAAGUCCUGCAUCAUCUGAUUUUCGUCUUCUUUCAUCCGUGUGUGACGUUAAACGACAGACAAUGUUGUCAAUGGACACUGAAUCAAAUAGCAUUACUGGCAAGCAUAGUUCUGUUUGGAAUUAUCUUCUGCAUCGUCUUGUUUGUUUGAUUUCUAGUAGCUGUUUAAAUGUUAUUUUGUACUUUUAUUUAUUUUCCAUUAUGUGUAUCUUGAAACUAAACACUUUAACACUGGCAUAUGAACUUCAGACAAAGCAGUUUAAGUUGUGACUUUAUCACAGGUGUUUGAGCAGUCUUGUGCAAUGAAUGAAAUAAAUUCAAAUGUGAAUAAAAUGCUGAGAAUCUCAA
Molecule: messenger RNA, 4096 nt
Organism: Pygocentrus nattereri (red-bellied piranha)
Lineage: Eukaryota; Metazoa; Chordata; Actinopteri; Characiformes; Serrasalmidae
Gene: gdi1
Product: GDP dissociation inhibitor 1
Exons: 11
Coding region: 235-1578 (447 amino acids)
Biological process (GO): small GTPase-mediated signal transduction; protein transport; vesicle-mediated transport
Cellular component (GO): cytoplasm
Molecular function (GO): Rab GDP-dissociation inhibitor activity
Source: RefSeq, a predicted model, not a curated record